Molecule: messenger RNA, 702 nt
Organism: Aspergillus wentii DTO 134E9
Lineage: Eukaryota; Fungi; Ascomycota; Eurotiomycetes; Eurotiales; Aspergillaceae
Exons: 1
Coding region: 129-500 (123 amino acids)
Source: RefSeq, a predicted model, not a curated record
UUGUUUUUUUCUUUUUUUUAGACCAAGAAAAAAUGGUUGGUUGGAGGAGGGUUCCUUGUUCGAGGCACCGCAGCUAGUUGGGGUUCAGUUCUUUUGGCGAUGCGUUGUUCACGGCAGGGCGGCAAGCGAUGAGGUCGCAGAUGGACCGGCUAAGGCUACAAAGCAAUCGUCCCGGGAGAUGCCCCAGUCCAGCGUCAUAUUUGAGACGAGAUGGGACCCAGAGAGCGGGGAUUGGAGGUGGUACGGAGUACCCCGAGUACACAAGACGGAGGCCAGUGCAGAGGGGAGGUGAGGGUGGAAGAGGAGAGAUGGAUAGAAAGAAAGGGAAGAGAAAGAGGGAAAAAAGAAAGAUGGAAAGAAAGAAAGAGAAGAAGAAAAGAAGAGAAAGAAAGAUGGUAAAGGGCGGAACUGACGUUUGCACGGCGUCUAACAGGGGCAGCAGAAAAGGCUGUUUGGCGCAGAGAGAGGGGAAGAUGGAGAGACCACGGAACAGGCAAUAGUGAUCAUAUAGUCAUCAUAAUAAUAAUCACGAUUAUCGAAUAUCGAUUGGAAGAGGCUGCAGGGGAAGAUCAUAAGAUGAUAGACGAAUAGACGAAGCCGAUGGAAGGACGAGAGAAGCGAUACCUAUCACAAGAGAAGAUGAGACGGUAGCGGUCUGAACGAGCGAGGUAUCAACUUUUCUCUCUAUCUUUUUUUUUUUUU